AUGACAUACGUCCGCCGAGACUCCGGGCUUGUGGCGGAACAAAAACGCCCAUUCCCGAUCCGGGACGUCCUGUGGCUCACGGUCAACAACACGACGAUAGUCAAUUUCUGCCGCCAAAACGACGAAACUGACGCAUUAGAUACCCUAUUACAAUGGCCCAUCCCGGACCGCUGUCUUGUGGCAGGAGACUUCAAUGCCAAACACCACACCUGGCAGACAGUCCGAUCAGUAGACCGAGGCGGCGACAUCGCCUCUUGGGCGUCGGAAAACGACCUCAGCUUGCUGAACUCCAUCGACGUGCCUACGAACCCCCACGGGAAUACAAUCGACGUCGCCUUUACGAACAUACCCUUCGCGGAAGCUACUGUGGAAGAUCACCUCGCCACGAGCUCUGACCAUUUUACUAUCAGUAUACUACUCCCUGGCAUCAGACUGGUCCCAUUGCAACCAGGCAAAAUCCGCCUCGCAACUGACGAUGAGCUCAAGCGCUUCGUGGAAAUUGUGGAACUAGGAUCAUCAGGGAUCCCCGGUGCCGCCUCGACCCCAUCUGAGCUGGAUGAGCUUGCGUCGUCGCUCACGAACCUCUCGCAGGCGGCUGCAAAGACAGCUGGCCGACCCGCGCGAAAGGGGGCACACAGCACUCCUUGGUGGACC
Messenger RNA from Ilyonectria robusta, 654 nucleotides. RefSeq lists its product as uncharacterized. Gene Ontology annotation, molecular function: catalytic activity. The record is from RefSeq and is a predicted model, not a curated record. The annotation marks the transcript as partial. The transcript has a single exon. Lineage: Eukaryota; Fungi; Ascomycota; Sordariomycetes; Hypocreales; Nectriaceae.